Phytophthora sojae is the source of this 186-nucleotide messenger RNA. RefSeq lists its product as hypothetical. The annotation marks the transcript as partial. NCBI's taxonomy places the organism in Eukaryota, Oomycota, Peronosporomycetes, Peronosporales, Peronosporaceae. The transcript has a single exon. Gene Ontology annotation, molecular function: nucleic acid binding; RNA-DNA hybrid ribonuclease activity. The record is from RefSeq and is a predicted model, not a curated record.
AUUAUCAUCCAUCAACAGCAGAAGCGGCGACCACCAAAGGCUAAACACCUCACUCAGCUAUACUGGCAAAGUCGGCGGGUUGCGGAUCAACUGUCGGUGAUCAGCUGGCAGCAUCACAUACGCGAUUUCAACAAGAUGGCCGAUGCGCUCGCCAACCUGGCGAUGAAUACACGGCGUAGCAUGCAA